AAAUAAAACUAGAAAUGAGGAUAGUAGCGGUAACCGUACAUAGAGUUUCCAGUGGCACAUGAAUUGAGAAAAGGGGUUUGGAUUCUCACAAGGACUGCUGUGAAUUGAGAUGAUGAGUUCAAUAGGCGGAGCAUUCAGCAAGAUACUCCCCUCUUCAUCUUCUUCUUAUUCCUCAUCUUUGUCCCUUAAAAAGCCUCCUACUUGUUUCAAUUCAUGGGCGCUAGCUAGGAGGACUUCAUGUGCUGCUGCUGCUUCUUCUGUAGCUUCGGAAACACAAUCUCUAGGCCACGCUACCCGCCCCGAUUUCCCUAUUCUGCACCAGGAAAUAAAUGGAUCGAAGCUGGUCUACCUCGAUAAUGCAGCAACGUCGCAGAAGCCAACUGCUGUUUUGAACGCUUUACACAACUAUUACGAGGCUUACAAUUCUAAUGUGCACCGUGGAGUUCAUUUUCUUAGUGCAAAGGCAACUGAUGCAUAUGAAUUAGCAAGGAAAAAGGUUGCUACGUUUAUUAAUGCACCUGAUUCUAGAGAGAUUGUUUUUACGAGAAAUGCUACGGAAGCUAUCAACCUUGUAGCAUACUCUUGGGGACUUACAAAUCUCAAGACAGGCGACCAAGUUGUGCUCACAAUUGCUGAACAUCACAGUGCUGUUGUUCCAUGGCAGAUUGUGGCCCAAAAGACUGGUGCCGAGCUAAAGUUUGUGAGUCUUACGGACGAUGAAGUACCAGAUAUGGAAGCGUUAAGGAAAUUGUUAUCAAAAAAUACAAAGCUUGUAGUCCUUCACCAUGUCUCAAACAUGCUUGCUUCUGUUCUUCCAAUCGAGGAAAUUGUGCUUUGGGCUCAUGAUGUUGGGGCAAAGGUUCUGGUUGAUGCUUGUCAAAGUGUUCCACACAUGGUGGUGGAUGUCCAAAGCCUGAAUGCUGAUUUUCUUGUUGCUUCUUCUCACAAGAUGUGUGGGCCUACAGGCAUUGGAUUCUUAUAUGGAAAAAGUGAGCUGCUUGCUGCGAUGCCCCCUUUCUUAGGGGGCGGUGAAAUGAUAGCUGAUGUAUUUUUGGAUCAUUCUACCUAUGCUGAACCUCCAUCUAGAUUUGAGGCUGGAACCCCAGCAAUCGGUGAAGCUGUUGGGUUGGGAGCAGCAAUUGAUUAUCUUUCUGGUAUUGGCAUGCAAAAGAUUCAUGAAUAUGAGGUAGAGCUGGCUAACUAUCUAUAUGGAAGUCUUCGAGAGGUGCCAAAUGUUCGAAUCUAUGGUCCUGCACCUUCAGAAACUGUUACCCGGGCAGCUCUUUGUUGUUUCAAUGUAGAAGAUAUUCACCCCACAGACAUUGCAACAUUCCUUGAUCAACAGCAUGGAGUUGCUAUAAGAUCAGGUCACCACUGUGCUCAGCCUCUACAUCGCUUCUUAGGCAUUAAUGCUAGUGCACGUGCUAGUCUAUACUUCUAUAACACAAAACAGGAUGUUGACGACUUCAUCACUGCGCUGAAAGACACAAUCAGCUUCUUCAGUUCAUUUAAAUAAAGACCCGUCUCCUUUAAUUGUGAUGUUGUACAGCCUGUUUAUCUAGAUUCCAAAACAGAUGUAUAAUAUCCCUAAAAGGCUGCUUUGAUACAUAAUGUUGAGCAGUUCUGUAUACUUUCUGCAUUUGUUUUAUUCUUUUCAUUUUAUUAUA
Messenger RNA from Daucus carota subsp. sativus, 1667 nucleotides. Its product is annotated as cysteine desulfurase 1, chloroplastic. The transcript has 10 exons. Lineage: Eukaryota; Viridiplantae; Streptophyta; Magnoliopsida; Apiales; Apiaceae. Gene Ontology annotation, molecular function: pyridoxal phosphate binding; cysteine desulfurase activity. The record is from RefSeq and is a predicted model, not a curated record. Bases 110 to 1516 code for a protein of 468 amino acids.